AAGUCACCAUCACUUUUCAAAAAGACGCACUCGCCAGCGACAUCAAAACCGAAAACAACAACACAAGAUGGCUUUUCAACCACCGACAGCCCGGCAAGAGCUUCAGAACCGCAAGAUUCUCGAGGAGCUACAGCAGAAGAAACAGCUGCUCCUCAAGCAGGGCCAAGUGAACGCAAGCCCAGCGGCGCUACCUUCUGCGGCGACAGCCAACACGACCGACGCCCACGCACUGACCACAUCGCAGAGGACCGCGCUUCAACAUGCCCACUCCAGUUCCGUCGGUUUCUUCAUACCGCAGGACUCUUCAUUUGGAAAUUUAAUACUGCCUGUAUUGCCACGGUUCGACAAGUGAUUGUCGAUCGCUAGCAAUACGACCUUCAGGACAGCAAGUGUUCUCAGCGUCUCGCCUUCUUUAUUAUCAGAAAAUGGAAUGCAACGUGAUACAUAACUGACGAACUUGUAAUGUGUCGCCCAUUCGCUCUCUUGUAGCGCCGAAAGCAACUUCAAUUCUUUGGCACGCUUUGUUCGAGUGUGCCCCAGAACAACCUGGUUACAUGGCCCAGUCUUUGUAAACAUCAGACCUAAGUCUACAUUUUAGUCUUGCAUGAAUGUAUGUAGCUCCUCCUCACCAAUGACAACUUACGAAUUCGCGAGCAUUUAGUAAUGCAGCACUUACGGUGCCUACUGGUGUAAAGGUUGUUUUAUCAAGCAACUCUUCACAACACUAUCUCUAAGAAGCAUUAGUGAAGCACGACAACGUAGGUCAAAAGGGAUGUUGCUUGCCACUGCGUUCGGCCGCAAUCAUUCAUGAAGUAGUGGAACAAUACGAUUCUUGUCAGCGCACUCAGUUGGGCUAACUGGUUCUGCAUGACGGUGAGACGGGGCACGCACAGUGCAAAUGUCAACUUAUUUCGAGUAACGAGGGUAGGAUCACAAGCUUAGAAAUUCACCACCACAUGUUAAACGCUUGGCUUACGAACACCUGAUUGGGCCUAAGCUUGAAUGCGCUUCUCUAAUGUGGGACCCGUACACCAACGUCAACGCGCUUGAAAAAAUCCAGCGAGAGGCUGUGCGGUUUAUUUUUGCUUAAUAUGGCCCCCAGUUUUUUUGUUACAUCAUUUAUGGAAUCCCAACAGGUUUUUUCAUUGCAAUCCAGGCGAAGCGAUCAACACCUUAAAUUUUUAUAUUCCUUGCUAAAUCGGAAGCUGUGGCUUGACCCACCAUCAUGCUUAUCUCCACUUUCAUCACGGUGCACUCAUUGCACUGGUUUGCUUUAACUCCCUAUUUUGCCGAAACAAAUAUUUAAAUUUUCAUUUUUUCCACUAACGACUUCUGAUUAGAAUGAUCUCUCUCCUGACCAACUGAUGUCCAAUUCCAAUGGCAGAUCCAGAUCAAGUUUUUCUGCUUUGGGUGGAGUAAUCACAUUCCAAUGGCGGAUUGGGAGCAUGAGUUGUGUGUUUCAAUGGCAGAUUGAGAGCAGCCGCAGAUCACCGAUUACUCCGUGGAGCAAGAAUUUCUGCUCCGCCGAAAUCGGCGGAUUUGACUGGAAGUUCAAGUGUGCGCCCGCCUUUCAUCCAAUCACCAAUGAAUGUCCGGAAAACGCUUUGCACUCCCUCGCUACCUCUCGUGCUUCCUCCCUAGUCCCCUCACCAACAGCUCCCAUCUAGACACGCACGUUUCAAUCACAGAUUUGGCGAGAGCGAUCCUGCUCAGAUCUGCGCGCUCCAUUUGCAGUCCGGCCCAGCGCUUGAAGUCUGCCAUUGUAAUUCAACACGAGGUCCUAGCGCACUCGAAUGCCUCCUCCUGGCUUGCUUUCUAAUCAGUUUAUUUUACCGGGGAUAAUAAUUGGUUCCAUUUCAUUUAUUUGAUGAUUUCUGUGACUGUUACUAUAUUCACAGGUAUUUAUUUGUAUUGCCUUUUCACAACCCGUAUUACUUUUACUUUCAUUUCUUUCAGAUUCUGUUUGUAUUAUUGCUUGUUAUCCUUCUCUUCAUCGUGACAGCGUUGAGAGCUCAUGUCGCAGAAAUUUCGCCGGCACCGUUGGUUGCGAGCGAAAAAUCGAGAAAAGCAAAUAAAAUGAUGAAUAAAAUUUCCGGUCCCAUUGAGAAUCGAAUUCGGGCCGUUCGCGUGCCAAGCAGGUGUCCUACCACAAAGCCACGAUGUUACUUGCAGCUGCUUUGGGAAAAAAACACUACAUAAAUGCUACGUAGUGGAAGGAGUCUCCUUAACGCAGUUUGUUCGACAGGUAUCACGACGAAAGUGAGCCCAUUCGGUGAUUUGUAGGCAAAUUUGGGAGGCCAUCUGACUAUGUCGAAAAAGGUCGGGAUGGUGUAGCUAUCACUGCUAAAAACACACAGGAACUUUCAAAACAGCUCUAAAAAUUUCUUGUACGGGCCAGGCGGCCUGCAGUAUUUCUGUAAAUAAAAAUAAAUUUACAUGCUGAAGCAAAUGACAGCUAGUGCUCAGCAAUAUGUAAAACGCAGGCCUUAAGUCACAUGCUUCAACGCAUGCACCUGAUGUGCCCCUUUAUUUCGAAUAAUCAAGUUCGAAGUUCCGCUGCCGAUGUUACGAUCCCUGCACCCAAUCAGUGAGAAUGCUAAAUUGCAUUGAGUAUGCUUUGAGGUUUUAAUUUCUAUUUCACCUGCUGUGAUAGUUUAAUGACCACGGCGCUACACUGCUAAGCUCAAGGUAGCAUGUUCAAAUACUGACAAUGGAGUGAAAAGGCAAAGAACAGCCAUGUACUUAAGUCUAGAUUUAAAUUGACUAACCCUUUGUAGUAAAAGUUGUCAAUCCUCUCUACCCUCAACAUUGCGACACGUUUUGAGAGCAUAUCGCGGUGUUUGCCAGCAAAACAACACCCUUUUGCAUCAUAGGUCACAAUUUACUGUGACUAACCAGAGAUCAUUUUUCAGUAUUACCAAAACUUUCACAUUAGUCUGGUGUCUUUGAUAGAAACUCUUUCGUAAGGUUUUUCAACUGAAGGAUAGAACCUUUCACCAGCAUUGAGUUUUUUCAGCUGAAAACUUGCUUCAACAUGUGGGUCUACCAGGUUGCUGUGAGCAAACUCGAAUCGCUUUUAACUUUGUGCUCUGACAUGACAAUUCGCAGAACGGUGCGAGAAGUACAAAGAUGACCUAAAAUAAAGGAAGUAAGCCUCUGCGUCUAUCCUUUGUGCGCAAGUGACAAGCUGAAUGUGUGUGUGUGUAUAUACAUGAAAAAUGCUUACACAUUCAAUUAAGUGAAGUUUGAUUUUGCUAUGAAACGAAUGAAAUGCAAAUAAAAAGCUCCAACCUAAAA
This is a messenger RNA of Rhipicephalus microplus (southern cattle tick), 3297 nucleotides long. RefSeq names its product SOSS complex subunit C homolog. The record is from RefSeq and is a predicted model, not a curated record. Gene Ontology annotation, biological process: DNA repair. Gene Ontology annotation, cellular component: SOSS complex; nucleus; nucleoplasm. NCBI's taxonomy places the organism in Eukaryota, Metazoa, Arthropoda, Arachnida, Ixodida, Ixodidae.